GACGAAGUUGAAUCAAAGUUCAGUGUUCACAUACGCGUUCAUUUGUUAUUUAAAUUGUAAAUAGCUGUCAUUCCGGCCAGUACGCGACAGAUCGUGCUCUAAAGAGGUUGUGUUCGUGUAGUUUUAAAUAUUAUUUUUAAAAAUGCAUCGGUUGACAGUGCUUGGAUUAUUGUUGGCGUUUACGGGGUGUGCAAUUGGCCAUACUUAUCAUCUAGGAGCAUGUCCUAUUGUGGAACCUAUGUCUGGUUUUGAAAUGAACAAGAUGCUCGGAGUGUGGUACGUGAUACAGAAGACAUCGACUGCGUCUCACUGCAUCACGUACAACUUCACGCGGACGGCGGAGCCAGGGACAUUCGAGAUAGAACAGGUCUCGCAACAUUUCAUCUUAGGAUUGACACCACUCGACCAUGACUACAGAUAUAAAGGAGUUCUUACUGUCCCUGAUCCAGCAGUGCCGGCCAGAAUGAAAGUGCGCUUUCCUUUAAGCGUCGCUGGUUCAGCAAGUUAUACCGUACUAGCGACUGAUUAUGACCAGUAUGCGGCUAUAUUCACUUGUCAGAAGUUAGCCUUCGCUCACAGACGUUCUGCCACCAUACUCUCGCGCACCAAGGAGCUAGAUAAAAUAUUUGUUGAUAAGAUGAGAUUGAAGCUGGCAUCUUUCGGCGUGGAUCCGUACGACCUGUCGAUAAUCUCGCAAUCGGAGUGCCCGGGCCGGCCCAAUGGCGCAACAGAGGGCGUUGACAUCAAUAUUAACCCAGACACAUUCUCCACGCACAAUAUUGGGCAAGUUGUAAGAAAGACCGGCGGAGUUAUUGCCGAUGGUGUGGAAUACGUAGUGGAAGCUGGCAAGAAAGUGUAUCACAAAGUGACCGACAGCAAGGAAGACCUCACUGAGACACCAAACAUUCAUUUGGCUUCCCCAAACCGACUUUCCGCCAAACCCGAUGACGAUGCAGAAUGGUUGCCGUAAAACACAAAAUUAUGACUGAAAUUUUAUUUAAAACUAUUUUUAAACCUUUUGUAAUGACAUUAUACUACCUUUAACAAUAUCAUAGACAAUAUUUUCCCGCCAUAAGUCAUGAUAGGAACCAUUUGACAACUGUCAGUACAAAAUAAUACUCUACUCUGUAGAAUACUUGGAAGUCAAAGAAAUGCAUUUCUUCAUUAUAGAUGAUUAGGUUUAGUAUUUUUUAAGUAAUAAAUUGAUACGAAAU
Messenger RNA from Papilio machaon (common yellow swallowtail), 1214 nucleotides. Its product is annotated as apolipoprotein D. The transcript is spliced from 6 exons. The record is from RefSeq and is a predicted model, not a curated record. Gene Ontology annotation, molecular function: pigment binding. NCBI's taxonomy places the organism in Eukaryota, Metazoa, Arthropoda, Insecta, Lepidoptera, Papilionidae. Bases 143 to 970 code for a protein of 275 amino acids.